GCCGUCGCGCAGCCACCGCGCGCACAUGUGACCGGACUCUACUUCUAUAGUGUCUUAAUUCAUUACUUAAAAAAUAUUUUUACAAGUUUCUACCAGAUCGUCUCGUGAGAAUCUAAUUGGAAAUUUGUAGUAUUUGACGGUGCUAUAUUACUGUGAAGCUAUUUUAGUCGGCGAUGAGUCGAAAGGAUUUCCUGAGUCACGGGGCUAGUUUCAACAAAAAAUACGGCAAGUCGGUGAACGCGAAGGACGCGCUCGAAGAUAAGAAGGAUGACAGCGAGCUGUGGGAGGCGCAGGCCGCCUUCCUCGGCCCCAACCUCUGGGACAAGACGCUGCCCUACGACCCAGAUCUCAAGGUACAAGAAUACGUGGACCUAGACGAGUUCCUGUCGGAGAAUGGCAUGCCGGGCGAGGGCCUGGGCGGCGCGCACCUGGGCGGUGCAGCCUUCGGCGCGGGCGGUGGCCUGGCGCUGGGGCUGCAGACGCCCGUCACCAAGCGCGAGCGCUCGCCCUCGCCCUCCGACUGCAUGAGCCCCGACACCAUCAACCCGCCGCUCUCGCCCGCCGAUUCCACGUUCUCCAUGGCGUCGUCGGGGCGCGACUUCGACCCCCGGACGAGAGCCUUCUCCGACGAGGAGCUGAAGCCGCAGCCGAUGAUCAAGAAGUCCCGGAAACAGGUAAAUGAAUUCGUGCCGGAUGACCUGAAGGACGACAAGUACUGGGCGCGCCGGCGGAAGAACAACAUGGCCGCCAAGCGCUCGCGCGACGCGCGCCGCAUGAAGGAGAACCAGAUCGCCCUCCGCGCCGGCUACCUCGAGAAAGAGAACAUGGGGCUGCGGCAAGAGGUGGAGCUGCUGAAGAAGGAGAACCACAUCCUGCGGGAGAAGCUGUCCAAGUUCGCGGACGUGUAGGCGCCGCCUCCGCUCCAAUGUACGCCUCGCCGCUCCGCUCUCGCGCCCGACUCCGCCCCGGCGUAUACGCAGCGAUGACAGGGGUCGCUCUCCGAGGGCGAAAUCUCUGAAACUAUUGAACCGAUUAUGAAAACUCUUUCAAUAGUAGAAAGCUAUGUUGUUCUUGAGCGACAUAGGCUACGUUUUAUUUUCAAAAAAUUAGAGGUCCCUACGAAAAUUGUAAUAAUUUACCCUGUGAAGCCGGGGUGGGUCGCUAGUUACUAAAUGAAUGAAGCUCUAUAAAAUCUUUGCCUGCCUCAGGCCUCAGCCUGGUGGCUGGCUAGUUUGGCUGCGGCUCGCGGGGUCUCGGGUUCGAGUCCCGGUUCGGACAAAAAGUCAUUGUAAUUUUCUGUCAAGAAAUUCUCAGGAGAUACCCGCAUUUCCAAUUUCAUUUAUAAUUUGUAAGGUCGUAGGGCCCGCAAGCAGAUCUCUCUCCGGCUGUGUCGGAUGGCCGUCCCUGUGUGGUGACGUAGCUGACGUGCUCUCGUUUGCUCGUUCGCAGAUCGCGCGCCGCGCAGCGUCCGUCGCGUCGGGCUCCGCUCCGCUCCGCCAUCUAUUUGUAACGCUUGUCAAAUGUUCGGUUCGAAUGUACUCUACUGACUAAUCUUAUCGCUAACGUAUCGCGAACCCCCGCCCCCCGCCCCCCUCCCCCGCGAUCACCGCCGCUCGUUACGAUAGGAGUGAUCGAUGCGCAGUUACCGUAAGUUAUGUUUAGUUUAAUAGUGAAUCUUUACCAAAGUCCCGCUCGAACUCUGAUCUAUCGUCGUCUCUAAUUCCUCCUUCGGACUCGGUUCGACACUCUACAGGGUUAGUCAACGACGUACGGACCAAAUUUUACGAAGUCGUUAUUUUUAAAGAACGUUUGUCGCGUCCCCGUCCCGAGCGAGCGCGGUCCGGCCCGCGCGGGCCGGCCGGGCCGACCCGCGCGGGUCGGCCCGGCCGGCCCGCGCGCGCCCGGGCCGGCCGGCGAGCGCGGCUCGUUAGUUAGUUGUUGAAUAUUUAUACGUUACCGGCACAGGUCGCAUUGCUCAAGCUCGCGCACGCCGCGCGCCCGCCGCCGGCGCGAGGGCCGCGGGGCGCCGCCCGCUCCCCGCAACCCCCGGCCCGCCCGCCCCGCGCGCCCUCCGUCCUCGCCGUAGUGGGCGAACACUAGUUUCGUUUCAAAUUGACUUAGUGAAUAGUUUAAGUAGUUCGUAGUUUCCGUAGAGUAGUCGUUAUUAGUCUAUUUUUGUUAUGGCCGUAGUUGUUAACGUUUUUAAAGGUUUAUAUUUUUUUUAGUCGUAGAGAAAGUCGCGUCACCGCGUCGACCGGCAGGCCCGCGCCCGGAGCCGGGCCGGGCCGGACCGAGCCGGACCGGGCCGGGCCGGGCCGGGCCGCCCCGCGCAUUGUCUGCAUCGCUGGACGUCUCCUCCGUAUUCUCUUUGACUCGUGCUAAUGUUAUUAUAAUAUAUUUUUGUAGGGUUUUGUCGUUGAUAAAUGAGUCAAUUGAAUGUUUAUUGAAUUGAAGUAAAUUAAUGUUAAUGACUAAGACUAAGAAGUUGUUGCAUUUUAAAGUAUUUUAUGAAUACAAAGCGAGAACAAUAAAAUGUUUUUUCUAUAAAGGUUUACAUGUGAAGGAUACUGUAAAGGUGUGACGUUGGACUUUUAAAAUGCACUGUUUCAUAUCAAAUGAUAUUACUUAUAUUACGUGAUGAACCUAAUGUUAAUCGGCAUUUGAUAUUCCAUCUUGUUUGUUAAAUGGUAUACAUUAAAUUAUGCAAAAUAUCAUGUAUAUGGUACUUAUACAGUUUACAUAACGAUUGUUUCUGCAGACAUUGUAAUCAAUGGGUAUAUAAAUGUGUAGUAGGCCGUAAGUGACGGAGCAGUCGCCUCCUUAUUUAUUGUAUCCGGAGUGCGUCCGAGCGUCCGUGCGUCCGUGCGUCGGACGCGCUCCGCCUCGAGGGGUAUGUUAUGUAUUGCGACAACAUAAAACCAUAUGAUGUACGAGUAGUAUUUAAAAAGAGUUUAAUUUAUAUGGUUCUAUGGAUUGAAAUAAACGUUAAUUGUUGUA
Molecule: messenger RNA, 2997 nt
Organism: Maniola jurtina (meadow brown)
Lineage: Eukaryota; Metazoa; Arthropoda; Insecta; Lepidoptera; Nymphalidae
Gene: Pdp1
Product: hepatic leukemia factor
Exons: 7
Coding region: 174-908 (244 amino acids)
Biological process (GO): regulation of transcription by RNA polymerase II
Cellular component (GO): nucleus
Molecular function (GO): DNA-binding transcription factor activity, RNA polymerase II-specific; RNA polymerase II cis-regulatory region sequence-specific DNA binding
Source: RefSeq, a predicted model, not a curated record